Molecule: messenger RNA, 1833 nt
Organism: Microplitis demolitor
Lineage: Eukaryota; Metazoa; Arthropoda; Insecta; Hymenoptera; Braconidae
Gene: VhaSFD
Product: V-type proton ATPase subunit H
Exons: 10
Coding region: 137-1654 (505 amino acids)
Biological process (GO): proton transmembrane transport
Cellular component (GO): vacuolar proton-transporting V-type ATPase, V1 domain; lysosomal membrane
Molecular function (GO): proton-transporting ATPase activity, rotational mechanism; protein binding
Source: RefSeq, a predicted model, not a curated record
AAAGUCUUGUGAUCGAACAACUGACCAUAGAAAAAUAAAGAAUUUACUCGAGUGCACUUGUUAAAGUUGUAUAAAAAAACGCCUAUUUAGGCGAAUUAUUUAACUUAAAUAUAAAUUUAUUUUGCAAUAAAUAACAAUGGCAGAUCGCGCGAAUAUUAAUCAAAUAAUUCCAGCUUUGCCUGAAGAAAAACAUGAUAUGUUAGCAGCCACUAGUGUUCUUCAGCAGCAGGUUGCUGAUAUCAGGAGCCAAAAAAUAAACUGGCAGUCAUAUAAUCAAUCACAAAUGAUCUCCCAAGAAGACUAUGAUUUUAUCGUUGGCUUUGACACCAAUGACCCAGCGGUAAGAGAUGCAAAAUUGAAACAAAACCCCAGCCAAGCAGCCAAGACUUUCUUGAAUUUGCUCAGCCACAUCUCCAAGGAUCAAACUAUACAAUAUAUCCUUGUCAUGAUUGAUGACAUGCUUCAAGAAGAUCGCAGUCGUGUGGAAAUAUUCCGCGAGCACGCAAGCCGUAAACGCGAAUCAGUCUGGUCGCCAUUUUUGAAUUUGCUGAAUCGCCAGGAUGGAUUUAUCAUGAACAUGACAUCCCGUAUAAUUGCAAAACUCGCGUGCUGGAGUCACGCUCAGAUGGAAAGCGCUGAUCUACACUUUUAUCUAACCUGGCUUAAAGAUCAGUUGAAAUUGAGCUCUGAUGCCGUGCAGGAGUCACACGUGUAUGCCGAGGUGGUGCAAGACGUCGUACCCACUGAGCCCGGAGAGGCGACCGACCUCCAAGAAAUGCCCAGCCCGCAGAACAACGAGUACAUACAGUCGGUUGCAAGAUGUCUCCAAAUGAUGCUGCGUGUUGAUGAGUAUCGUUUCGCAUUCAUUUCCGUCGACGGAAUUUCAACUCUCCUCAGUGUUUUAUCUGGACGCGUCAACUUCCAAGUUCAAUAUCAACUUAUUUUUUGCUUGUGGGUCCUUACCUUCAAUCCACUUCUUGCUGAGAAAAUGAACAAGUUCAAUGUGAUUCCGAUACUGGCUGAUAUCCUCAGCGAUUCUGUUAAAGAAAAAGUAACUCGUAUAAUUCUCGCUGUAUUCAGAAACUUGAUUGAAAAAGUUGGAGACAGACAAGUAGCAAAAGAGCACUGCAUCGCUAUGGUCCAGUGCAAAGUCUUGAAGCAACUGUCGAUUUUGUGCCAACGUAAAUUUGACGACGAGGACAUUACAGAAGACAUUGAGUUUCUCAACGACAAACUCCAGGCUUCUGUUCAGGACCUGAGCUCAUUUGAUGAGUACUCAACUCAGGUGAAGUCCGGGCGGUUGGAAUGGUCACCGGUCCACAAGUCAUCAAAAUUCUGGCGCGAAAACGCCAGCAGGUUGAACGAAAAAAAUUACGAGUUACUCCGUAUCCUCGUUCACUUGCUGGAGACCAGCAAAGACCCAUUGGUAUUGAGUGUCGCUUCCUUUGAUAUCGGGGAAUAUGUCAGACAUUACCCACGUGGAAAGCAUGUUAUUGAGCAAUUGGGCGGUAAACAACGCGUGAUGCAACUACUGAGUCACGAAGAUCCUAAUGUACGAUAUGAGGCUUUGAUUGCUGUUCAAAAGCUCAUGGUUCACAACUGUCAGUCAAUGAAAUUUUUAGACUUAUUUACGCGCGAUAAAGAAUCGUCCUGAUAAAUAAAAAUAAAAAAAUAAUAAUUAUAAAUAAAUAAUUAAAAAAAAAAAAUGACUUUACACAAUUGUACCACGAGGAUAUUUUAUAAAAUCACACUGGGCCUAGUUAAUAGGCCAUGUAUAAUAAACCAACUUAUUUAUUAUUUUUUUAACGAAUAAACUAAAUAAAUUGACAUUUA